This is a messenger RNA of Aspergillus melleus, 207 nucleotides long. RefSeq names its product Vacuolar protein sorting-associated protein 52. Gene Ontology annotation, cellular component: GARP complex. The record is from RefSeq and is a predicted model, not a curated record. Gene Ontology annotation, biological process: retrograde transport, endosome to Golgi; endocytic recycling; Golgi to vacuole transport. Gene Ontology annotation, molecular function: syntaxin binding. NCBI's taxonomy places the organism in Eukaryota, Fungi, Ascomycota, Eurotiomycetes, Eurotiales, Aspergillaceae. The transcript has a single exon. Bases 1 to 207 code for a protein of 68 amino acids.
AUGUCGCGAGCGCAUCCGACUCUGACCGGGGAAAUCACUCAGGCCUACAUCAACACCAUGCGAUGGUACUAUCUGUCACAUUUCACGCGCUACCUGCAGGCACUAGAGAAGAUCAAAGUAUAUCCCAGCGAUCGGAACGAGGUCUUGGGAGGAGAUGCGACGCAAAAGUCCGGUCGGUUCACUCCUGGUCUGUACUGGAACCGCUGA